This is a messenger RNA of Eptesicus fuscus (big brown bat), 496 nucleotides long. Its product is annotated as translation initiation factor IF-2-like. Lineage: Eukaryota; Metazoa; Chordata; Mammalia; Chiroptera; Vespertilionidae. The record is from RefSeq and is a predicted model, not a curated record. The transcript is spliced from 2 exons. The coding region runs from base 1 to 417 and encodes 138 amino acids.
AUGAAGAAGUCGGGCGCCGAGUUGGGGCAGCAGGCGCAGGCGACAACAGCAGCAGCAGGGGCCCGGGCAGGAGCGGCGACGGCCCGAGGGGCGCUCCGUGGCAUGCGCCAGUCUCCCGGAGGCCGGGGCGCGCGCGGGGGCCCGGAGGCGCCCGCCGGGGCUCGGGGGCCUGCGCUCCGGCUGCCCCACCCCGCGCGGCCCGCGCCGAGCGCGGCUCUCGGGCCCCGGCGCACCCCGGAGGAACGCAGCCGCCGCUUCCCUGGGGUCGGCGAAGCCUGCCGGGGUCGGCGCCUCCCCAAAAAGAGGCCCCCCCGCAGCGGCUCCCGACUGUCGGGCUCGCCAGCCUCGGCUUCCUACAUGGAAGAUCCGCGGGGGCAAAAAACGGAAGGCGUUCGGCUGAGCUGCAGGAGGGAGUAACCGGAUCUCCUCAAAUUCCGUGCACACGAAGACUCGGAGGAGGGGGCCGAGUGGACUUCACCCCGCAUGAGAUGUCUGG